AUGGCAGAACUCCUCCUUGGAGAAUCCAAGCUAGAACUUUUCCUGAAGGAAAAUCCUCUUAAGCAGGGUGCUAGUCCCUGUGGGCCCCGGCCAAAGUUAAUUGAAGUCAGGAAGCAUCUCACUGCAGCUCUUGACCGAGGGAAUCUAAAGCCAGAGUUCUUACAAGAAGCCAAUUUAGUGAUGGCCAAAUUAAACUAUGUAGAAGGCGAUUACAAAGAAGCCGUGAACACCUACGCAAGAGUGGGCAUCGAUGACUUACAGCUCGUUGCUGUAGCUCCUUAUCGGCUGAGGAUGAUUGCCGAAGCAUAUUCUACCAAAGGUCUUUGUUUAGAGAAGUUGCCAAUUUCCUCUUCAACUAGUAACCUCCAUGCAGAUCGUGAACAAGAAAUCAUUACAUGUUAUGAGAAGGCAGGGGAUAUAGCUCUUUUGUACCUUCAGGAGAUAGAAAGGGUAAUAAUGGCUAACUUACAGAACAGAAGCCCGAAGCCGGGACCUGCGGCACAUGAACAAGAGCUGGGGUAUUUUUUAGAAACGGGACUUCAGCGGGCUCAUGUUUUAUACUUCAAAAAUGGGAAUUUGACAAGAGGAGUCGGUAGAUUUAGAGAAAUUCUAAGAGCUGUUGAGACAAGAACUACACAAAAUCUACGAAUGACAAUAGCAAGGCAAUUAGCUGAAAUCUUGUUAAGAGGCAUGUGUGAACAAAGUUAUUGGAACCCGUUGGAGGACCCUCCUCAUCAGUCGCCCCUGGACGAUCCCCUCUGGAAAGGUGCAAACACCAAAAACUAUGCACUUAGCAGAAGACCACGAGUGUACUCUGGAGAAAACAUUUUCUGUCCUCAAGAGAAUACUGAAGAAGCUCUUUUGCUGCUGCUGAUCAGUGAAUCUAUGGCUAAUCGCGAUGCUGUAUUGAGCAGGAUACCAGAACAUAGAAACGAUCGCAUCAUCAGUUUGCAGAGUGCAUCUGUAGUCUACGAUUUGCUUACCAUUGCCCUGGGAAGAAGAGGUCAAUAUGAAAUGUUGUCAGAGUGCUUAGAAAGAGCCAUGAAGUUUGCCUUUGAAGAAUUCCAUCUUUGGUAUCAGUUUGCACUAUCCUUAAUGGCAGCAGGAAAAUCUGCUCGGGCUGUGAAAGUCUUGAAAGAAGAGUGUAUACGUUUGAAACCAGACGAUGCCACGAUUCCGCUCCUAGCAGCCAAAUUAUGCAUGGGAUCCCUUCAUUGGUUAGAAGAAGCAGAAAGAUUUGCCAGGAUGGUGGUCGAUGUGGGGGACAAAACAUCAGAGUUCAAAGCCAAAGGUUACUUAGCCUUGGGAUUGACUUACAGCCUACAAGCUACAGAUGCUUCCUUGCGAGGGAUGCAAGAGGUCCUACAGAGGAAGGCUCUUCUUGCAUUUCAAAGGGCACACACUUUGUCUCCAACUGAUCACCUGGCAGCGUUUUAUCUGGCUUUGCAGUUUGCUAUAUCCCGGCAGAUACCAGAGGCCUUGGGUUACGUUCGUCAGGCUCUGCAGCUGCAAGGAGACGACGCAAACUCUUUGCAUCUCCUUGCCCUCUUGCUUUCAGCACAGAAACACUACCACGAUGCUCUGAAUAUCAUUGACAUGGCCCUGAGUGAAUACCCAGAAAACUUUAUAUUGCUGUUUUCAAAAGUCAAAUUGGAGUCUCUUUGCAGGGGACCUGAUGAAGCCCUCCUGACUUGUAAGCACAUGCUGCAGAUCUGGAAGUCCUGUUACAAUCUCACCAACCCCAGUGACUCUGGACGAGGCAGCAGCUUGUUAGACAGAGCCAUUGCUGACAGGCGACAGCUUAGUACGAUUACUUUGCCAGACUUCAGUGACCCUGAAACAGCUUCUGAUUCCUCCACAUCUUCACCUCUCUCAAGAACAGAAUCUCCUCUCCACCUGUUUAUGUCUCCUCAGUCUCCUCACCCUCAUCCCAAAACUGAUACCUUUGUCUGGCCCUAUGCAGCCAAUCCAUGCUGUGACCACGUUCCUGGGCCCUGCGAAGCUCCACUCUGUUCAAUUCACGCCACUUCAAUCGCAGCCUCCAGAGUGGAGCAGGCGCUGUCCGAGGUAGCCUCUUCCCUGCAGAGCAGCACUCCCAAGCAGGGGCCUUUGCAUCCUUGGAUGACACUCGCUCAGAUCUGGCUUCAUGCAGCUGAAGUAUACAUAGGAAUCGGGAAGCCUGCAGAAGCCACAGCCUGUACUCAGGAAGCUGCUAACCUCUUUCCAAUGUCUCACAACGUUCUCUACAUGAGAGGUCACGGAGCGGAACUUCGGGGAAACAUUGAUGAAGCCAAACGUUGGUACGAAGAGGCCUUAUCCAUCAGCCCAACACACGUCAAAAGUAUGCAGAGACUGGCUCUAAUUCUUCACCAGCUCGGAAGGUACAGCUUGGCUGAGAAGAUCCUGAGAGAUGCAGUCCAGGUGAAUUCAACAGCCCAUGAGGUUUGGAAUGGCCUCGGCGUGGUUCUGCAGGCUCAGGGCAAUGACGACGCAGCCACAGAAUGUUUCCUGACAGCGCUGGAGCUCGAAGCCAGCAGUCCCGUUGUCCCUUUUACCAUCAUCCCCCGGGUCCUCUGAAAGGCUUGCCUGGCAAACCAAUGAUUCAUCGUGCUUCCGCUGAUUGUGAGAAUGUUAGGAAGCAUUAGGCGUAAAGCUGUCCUCCAGACUCCAAGGGGCAGAUCUUCAGGCUGAGAGGUCACGCAGCCAAGCAGGCAAAGCUGUUCAUUACUGCGGGGAUUCUGACAUAUGGAAGCUACAGCGUGUUAAAUGUUCGCAUGAAGAAAAGUGACUAACCAAAAGGAGGGGGGGGGAAUACACACAGCAAACCACCACUUGUUUCUCGCCUACACCUUUGCCCCCGUCGUAGUUUUAAGACCCGAUGCUAUUGUUCAAAUGGGUAUUGUGCCAUAUUUUGUUAGGUGACAUCUGAGUGUUAUGUAAAACUCUAAAUAGAAUUGAACACCAAAUGUUGGAAUAAUAGAAUUCAAGUUAAAAUUCAGUGGCACAGCAGCCUAUUUUUAGCCAAGCCUGUCAAAGACCUGUUCUCUUCUUGUCGCUGAACCUCUCUGGGCCCAAAAUUUAAAAAAAAAAAUGUGAAGUUUGCCGUUUCCAUCUCUACCGUAGUCCAGGCCAGCAAAUGAACUGAAAGGUUUAUGUUUUUAGUUGUUUAUAACUGUGACGUGUAGCUAGUUAUUGCCUUUAUUUAGAAGAAAGAUGUGAACAAGAAUAUUUAUAUUUUACCAAUGUA
Molecule: messenger RNA, 3247 nt
Organism: Gekko japonicus
Lineage: Eukaryota; Metazoa; Chordata; Lepidosauria; Squamata; Gekkonidae
Gene: TTC7B
Product: tetratricopeptide repeat domain 7B
Exons: 20
Coding region: 1-2577 (858 amino acids)
Biological process (GO): phosphatidylinositol phosphate biosynthetic process; protein localization to plasma membrane
Cellular component (GO): plasma membrane
Molecular function (GO): protein binding
Source: RefSeq, a predicted model, not a curated record